UAUAAAUAGUUGUUUCAGGAUCGAAUACCGCCAAUGCAACAGCCCAGUUUAACAACUGUUCCACGUCAGUAUCCAGUACAUCCAAACAUAAAUGAUGAUGAUGGGAAAGACACUAAUGACGCGGAGUCGAGGAUACAAUACUAUCUCGAAGCUUACAAGCAUUAUAUUGUUCAAUGUAUCAACCCUGAAGAUCUUUUGUUCUAUGAACAUUUCAGUAUUGAAAGAAGAAAAUACUUUCGGAAGCUGUCAAGUUCAUCUCAAGAUUCCAUCCGUGUAGCGUCUAAAAUGAUAGACACAAUUAUUUCAAUGAAAUAUGUUCCAGGCAGAUUUUCGGCUCUUGUCAAAUUGUUUGAAGUUGAAUUCGAAAAUGAGAAGAUUUCAAGAAUUUUGAAAGGUGAAAAGAUUCCUACGAAUCGAAAAGAAAAUAAAGAGAAAAUUCAAAAGGUGUGUUCGGCGGAAAUAUGCAAGAAUCUGAAUGUAACAGAGAUAAUUCCACACCUUUUAGAAGAAAAGAUGAUUUCAGUAAACGAAGGAACACAAUUAAAGAACAAAGCGGAAAGAGAGACUCCUUUCAGUGCUGCAAUAGACCUUCUUCUUAAAUUACCACAUAGACAUCCCAACUGGUACACGAGAUUUCUGUCUUGUCUUGUAAAAUCUUGCCAUGCAGAUCUGGCGAAACUUGUAGAUGAGGAAUUAUGCAAGAAAAUCAUCCAGGAUAUGCCUACCCGAGAAAAGGAAGGGAACCCGCCCGUUGACUAUCGUGACGAUUUUAUGUCAUGUGUUUCAGGUUCAGAUAGUGUGCACCUCAAGCAUCGGAAGGAAGAUGGAAUAAAAAGCAAAACUUCGACAACAUCAGUAACAUUAGAAAAUGAAACCGAUUUAAAAGAUAAAACUAUAUAUACGGAGACCGUUGUACCGACAGAAUGCUCCCUUGAAAAUGAAAGAAUAACUGUUGCUGAAUGGGUAAUUGCAAGUCAAGAUAUGGAUGUGAACUCUGUCAGAGAACGAAGAUCCACUGCAACAAAUAGACCUUAUUCUCUCAUAUGUGAAAAACCUUUUCGGAAGACGAGAUCGAAACGACACCAGACCUUACAGAUACCAAUGAACCAGAUGGCAAUAAUACAAAAGUAUUUCUUGAAAGAGCAUCAAAAGGCAACGCCAGUCUACCAUAGUUAUGAUGAAAUUCCGAAAGACGCGUCUUUUUGUUCUAGAAGUUCCUCAAUGUUCAGUAGUAUGGACAGUCUAGAAAGUAUGUGUGUGGACCUUCAAAUGAGUGUUGAUGAGAAAGAACACAGCUGUGUUAACUUAGAAUUCAUUGGCAUCUCAAAAAAUACUUCAGACUUGAAUCAAAACUCUUCUGAUGGUGUACAAAUUAUACAUGAAAUGGAGGAAAACACAACAACAAUGGACGUUGAAACAAAAUCACAUUUAGAUUGUCAAAGAAUAGAUAGAGCAAUACAAACUGAAGCAAAGAUGAAAACAUCAAACUGUCCAAAAUUCCAACAGUUGCUUACGAUGUCCUUCUUACAUCCAGUUAAGAUAUCACUUGUGGUGAAGGAUAACCCGGAUAUUCAUAACCUAUGCACAAUACUUGACUGGAUGUCCCACAGAACGAUAGAACUAGAGGAUUAUUCACUGUCAAUUAAGGCUCAUUACAUUUCUACUGUGAUUCAGGCAGCUACGGAAGCUGAAGAUAUUGAUGUUCUUAUUAACAACUUACUAACUGCCAGAGAAUCAGAUGGUUACUUCGAAAACCAAGACUUUUUGAUAAGAGACGUUAUAGAAAAAUAUGAAUAUAAAGAGACAGAGAUAUUUAAAACGAUCUUUGCAGAGCUACAGCUGUCAGAUACGGGAGAUGGGCUGUCAUCUCUUAGAAUACUUACUCAAAUUCUACAAAGAAAUUCUACUGGAGAUAACAAUACUGAUAGUGCAAAUAACAAUGAAAUUGUAAAGAAAGAUAGUGGCUGCUACGCGAGUGAAGAUUUUGAGAAAUUGAAUCAGUUUACCGACGAACUGAGUGGGAAUACUCUAUCAUUGAAUAAAAGUUGCAGUAGGAAUGAGAAUGUCACAAAACUGAAAGAUGAAAUGUGUAAUACUAAUGGUAAUGCCAUUAAAGAAAAUGACCGAAUUUGUCAAGUUACUGAUUUAUCUGACACAACAAAGGAAAGUAAGUGGAAUGGGAUUACCAAAGUAAAAGUGGGAUGCGACGCCAAAGAAAGCGAUACCAUGAAAUCAAAUACGUGCAAAACAUGCAAUAAUUGCAUGACAAACGGAGAGGAAAAAUGUUGUACAGAAAGAACACGCUUGAAAGAUGAACAGGAGACCAGGAAAGCUAAUAACAGUUUUGAAGAAACGAACGACAAAACCUUAAAUGUAUGUGCAGCGACUGUAGUAAAGGAAAAGUAUACGGAUAAAUCAUCGGUUGAUCAGGUUGAUACCAAUAUUGGAACAAAAUCUAAUCCCUGUGGAUGUUUUAUUAGAGAUGAAGCAGAUUCAAUAUCAAGGUCGGACGUAUACUUAGAAACAAUGUCUCCAAAUAGUCCAGACUACAAAGUUAUAGAAGAACAAAAGUUUAAGAGAUGCGGUGUGACAAUCGUUUGUAUACAUAGAAUAAGUAAUCAAAAUAUGUUGUCAAGAUUUACACGUCAAAAGGAACUCCUUCAAGAAAAUAAAGGAAAUGCAAAUGUGCAGCGACUAUUUCAUUGGUCAAAACACCUGAAGGCUGUGAUUGAGGAAGGGUUUGAUGCUGUGAUUACAGAGCAUGGGUCAGAAGAGUUUUACUUUUCAAAUCACCCAUUAUUGUUCGAGCCUGAAAUCCACAAUUUUGAUCCAAAUUUGAGGACUAAUUCAAUUGAAGAAAACUCUCGGAGGAGGAGCAUCUUGUUAUGCAGUGUGUGUCUGGGAAAAACGAAAACAGGAACUAACACAAGUGUUCCUUGUGAAGCUAAUCUAGAGACUUUUAAAGAAUGCCAUUCCGUGAGAAUGAGAGUUGAUUUUAACAACGAUUUCUACCUCAAAUACAAAAUAUUGAAUGGUGAUCAGGUAUACCCAGAGUAUUUGGUAACAUACGAAACACUUGAUACAUGAUGAACCGUCAUUGGGAUACAUAAUUAUGGUGAUACAUAUCUAAAAUAAAACAAUGUAUACUAAAAAACUAUCAUGAUGAGUUUUGUCACAUAAACUUCGCGUCACAUCUGCAGCGGAGAUGUUUUUUUAAAUAACCACAUAAGUGCUAAUCUAUGAUUAAUUUAAAAGCACGAACCUGUAACUGAAUAGGUUAAAUAUUACAUCAAAGGUAUUUUGUAUUAAUUUGAGUCACAUUGUUAAUGAAUUAAAAUAAUGAAUUGCAUAGGCAGUCAAUAAGAUAAUGAAAUGGAUAAUAAUUGUUUCUGUUAUUUAUUAUAUAUUAUUGCUCAAUUUGAUGUACUUCAUUACAUAUUAAAGCAUAAAGUUUUGAUGUAUUAUGAAAACCAAUAAUAAAU
Messenger RNA from Ruditapes philippinarum (Manila clam), 3482 nucleotides. RefSeq lists its product as uncharacterized. The transcript has 20 exons. NCBI's taxonomy places the organism in Eukaryota, Metazoa, Mollusca, Bivalvia, Venerida, Veneridae. The record is from RefSeq and is a predicted model, not a curated record. The coding region runs from base 34 to 3087 and encodes 1017 amino acids.